Messenger RNA from Funneliformis geosporum, 312 nucleotides. Lineage: Eukaryota; Fungi; Glomeromycota; Glomeromycetes; Glomerales; Glomeraceae. The record is from the annotation of a GenBank genome assembly.
AUGGGAGGUGAAUGGGGAUUAGGUACAGCAUCAGCGAUGGAAAUCUUACUCCCCGAAAGUCGUGGAUUAUUUUCGGGUAUUUUGCAACAAGGCUAUGCUACACUUUCUUUUGGCUUCACUUUUGAAUUAUUCUGUAAUAGACAGGGUAGGAUGGAAGGCAAUGUUUGGAUAGAUUCAUUUCCUGCCAUAUUGGUCAUAUUUAUUCGUUUCUUGGUAAACGAGUCACCCGUUUUGGAAGCUCAUCAUAAAGUUAAAAAAUUAAACGAUAAAUCCUUUCUGCUUAGUUCUAAAUUAGCAUUAAAGCUUCAUUGA